UCCCCGGGCCGCCCGCGGCGAUGUUCAACCGCGCGGUGAGCCGGCUGAGCAGAAAGAGGCCGCCGUCAGACAUCCACGACGGGGAUGGGAGUUCCAGCAGCAGCCACCAGACCCUCAAAAGCACGACCAAGUGGGCGGCCUCCCUGGAGAAUCUGCUCGAAGACCCAGAAGGCGUGAAAAGAUUUAGGGAGUUUCUAAAAAAGGAAUUCAGUGAAGAAAAUGUUUUGUUUUGGCUAGCGUGUGAAGAUUUUAAGAAGACACAAGAUAAGAAACAGAUGCAGGAAAAGGCCAAGGAGAUCUACAUGACCUUCCUGUCCAGUAAGGCCUCAUCCCAAGUCAACGUGGAGGGCCAGUCCCGGCUCAAUGAGAAGAUUCUGGAAGAGCCACACCCUCUGAUGUUCCAGAAACUCCAGGACCAGAUCUUCAAUCUUAUGAAGUAUGACAGCUACAGCCGCUUCUUAAAGUCUGACUUCUUCUUAAAACACAAGCGGACCGAGGAAGAGGAGGAAGACCCGCCCGAUGCCCAAACUGCGGCUAAAAGAGCUUCAAGAAUUUACAACACAUGAGCCCCUGGAAGGCCAGAGCCGCCGCUUGAAGGAGCAGAGGGACUCCCUGUCGGGCCCAGCUGGGCUGAUAGUUGCUUUGUUUGCGAGGACUGAAGCGUGCACCACCCUUCCACGGGAUCUCUGUAUUUUAUUAACUGCUUGACCAGUAAGUUUUGCAUGAUGGCUAAUCUUCCAUAAAAAAA
Molecule: messenger RNA, 748 nt
Organism: Orycteropus afer afer
Lineage: Eukaryota; Metazoa; Chordata; Mammalia; Tubulidentata; Orycteropodidae
Source: RefSeq, a predicted model, not a curated record